AAGGACUACAAAUAAUGGGCUCUCGCUUUAAGUAAAACCGCCUAGUUUUGUUCCUACCGCCGUGAUGCUCGGGUCUUCUAACACUACAGUAAAGUUCCCCAGACGGUACAGGCCUAUUGAAAAUUAUUCAGAAAACUUGGCUUCAGGGUUCCGCAAAUGGACAAAGGACAGUCACCGAGUCAUCCGGCUGCAGUGAAGGAUUUACAGUUAAUGAGAGUAGUGGGUAAAGAGUAAAUCCCUCUGGCCUCUACUCCGAAUCUCGCCAUUGGCUGAAAGUUUCCGUCCGUUUUUUUUUCUUCCACAGCAUUGAAUAUAAAAGCCUGCAAACUGGAAACUUCAUUUCACUGCAAAUAAGCGGGAUUUCUAUAAGGAUUUAUUACACCACCAGCUACGCAGUACCACCACGCUUUCCCGUCACGUUUGCGUUUAAUUUAUUACCUUUCAUUAUUAUUUCGUCCUGCUCAGGACUCUCACCUCCUUAACGCGCAUCCAAAGCAACUAUUUCCCCAUGGCUCGCGGCUGCAUACGGUUCAGCGGCUUCAUGGUCAGCUGCCUCGGCUGGGUCGGCAUCAUCAUCGCCACCGCCACCGGUGACUGGGUACUCACCUGCAAGUACGACAUGCACACCUGCCGGCGGAUGGACGAGCUGCGCACCCGGGGACUCUGGGUGGACUGUGUCAUCUCCACGGCGCUGUACCACUGCGUCGCGCUAAACCAAAUCCUCGCCCUGCCAGCCUACGUGCAGGCGUGCCGCACGCUGAUGGUCGUCGCGUGCUUCGUCGGGCUGCCAGCCGUCGCCCUCGCGCUGGCGGCGAUGCCCUGUGUCACGCUGGGUGCCGAGUCCGACGGGGCCAAGCGGCGCCGGGCGGUGCUGGGGGGGGUCCUCACCCUCACAAUGGCACUGUGUGGCAUGGUGUCCACCGUGUGGUUCCCCGUGGGAGCGCACCAGGAACAGGAGAUCAUGUCCUUUGGCUUCUCCCUGUACACCGGCUGGGUGGGCUCCGGCCUCUGCCUGGUGGGUGGCGCCAUGGUCACCUGCUGCCAUGGCGAUCUCAUCCGCCAACCGGAGCAGCGCUUCUACUACUCCAAGCCGGCGGCCACCAUCACCACUGGCCCCCCCUCGGGGAACCACGCCAAGAGCGUGCAUGUCUGAGGGGGGCAGAUACAUCCCCCCACCCCUACUAAGAGAUUUCUCAAUGGGAAAAAAAAAUGGACAACAAAACAAGAACACAGGAGUGCCCCCUAUAUCUCAUUUACAAUAUAGGAACAUUAGACUCUGUGCAUUGCAUGGGUCACAAGACCACAUGGUCAUGUUUACUAGUCAGCAAAUGAGAGGCAUCCCUGCUCAGCAUUACAACCACCCCCCCCCCUAAUUUUCCACAAGUUCCUCGUUAUUUAUUUCACCACCCAGCUUAAUGCUUCUGUCAUUUACCGAGACGGGGACGCUCUCCUCUCGACCCAGUGACAUCAGGAGGAUUUUCCUGGAUGGGGGGGUGGUGACAUUUUUUUUAAUGAGUCAUUGUAUAUACAGUCAUUACUGGUAACCGAUACUUAUUAAGCUUUUUCUCUUUUGUCUUAAUAAACAUGACAGAUUAUACUGUAGGAAAAGGGGCCUCUCUGAGAGUCUGCCACACUAAUGGCUACUCCCCCUGCUGCUAAACCCAUAACAUUACUGCCCUCAUGUCUAGACUGCUCCAACCACAUGGCAUAUACUGAAACAUAAUUGCGAAAAAUCAACAAUUUUUAACAUGUCAAGUUCUGCCUUUCCUCUGGAAAUACCCUGAGAGGGGGGAACCCAAGGUCUUCAAAUUGUUCUGUACAGAGACCAGCUUGGAUGAUGUCACUUCCUGAGCUGUGCAUCUGGCUGCAGGUGUGUUUCAGCCAUCUGGGAAGGCAUGGCCUUUGGCUGCCUACCCAGUAUGUUUAGCUACUGGGGAUUAUGACAGGUGGGGCUGCCCAUUGUUAAGAUCACCUUAAUCUCUUCAUGCCACGAGAAAUAAAAUAUUUACCAAG
Paramormyrops kingsleyae is the source of this 2013-nucleotide messenger RNA. Its product is annotated as claudin-11-like. Gene Ontology annotation, molecular function: structural molecule activity. Lineage: Eukaryota; Metazoa; Chordata; Actinopteri; Osteoglossiformes; Mormyridae. Gene Ontology annotation, cellular component: membrane; bicellular tight junction. The record is from RefSeq and is a predicted model, not a curated record.